This is a messenger RNA of Amphiprion ocellaris (clown anemonefish), 2637 nucleotides long. RefSeq names its product protein kintoun. Bases 252 to 2486 code for a protein of 744 amino acids. Gene Ontology annotation, biological process: axonemal dynein complex assembly. The transcript is spliced from 2 exons. The record is from RefSeq and is a predicted model, not a curated record. Gene Ontology annotation, cellular component: cytoplasm. Lineage: Eukaryota; Metazoa; Chordata; Actinopteri; Pomacentridae.
CCCGUCUGUGUUGCUAUGGUUAUAUCAACACGACCGGAUCUUAGUUUGCUAAAGUUUGGUGUUUGUUGCUCUCGCUAAAACGCAUAUUAACGCAUCUGAAACGAAAUAAAUGCCAAUUUUUUUCGGUGUAGUGAAACCAGUUUGUAGCUGUUAAUGUGUUUAAGUUUUUGCCGUUUUUUGGACGCUUAAGUCGCAAAAGUUUGGCGGCAGGUUUUGUCGGGUAACUUUAUUCAACUCAACGUUUCGUUACUAUGGAUGUCGGAGAUACGCUGAAAGAGCUCAACAUGACAGUGGAUGAAAUGGACAAAUUUACAAAAGCUUUCAAAGACGACAAAUUCAGGGAAAUGUUGCGAGAUUACGCCCAAGAAAUUUCAGACCCGGAGAACAGGAAGAGGUAUGAAGAGGAGAUCAAACUUUUGGAGCAGGAGAGAGGAAACAGCAUCGAGUUUAUCCACCCGCAACCAUUUAGGGCGUUUAAAACAAGCGUGGAUGGCAAACAGAAAUGCUUUAUCAAUAUAUGUGCCAGUGAAAAAGUUGGGAAGCCUGAAUCUAAGUGUGUUGUGUCAGAGGAUGGCCGCAGAGGACAGCGUUGGUCCCUGCCUCACAGCCUGCCACCUGGGAGGCCAGAUACAGACCACAAAGGUAACAAAAUCAUGAUUUAUGACGUUGUUUUCCACCCUGACACUCUCCACAUAGCAAGCAAAAACAAAAGAUUUAUGGAUAUGGUGGAGGGCACAGCUAUUCAGGGAAUCCAGGAUGCUUUUAAAGUGACUCUGGACAAAAACAAUGUGAAAGAGAUGAGAACAAAAUAUAAAGGCACCCCACAGCCUUGUGUGAUUCGAAAACCAAUACCUGGAUACAAAGCCAAGGAGCAAUCAGAGCAGCCUGACCUCCUUGCCUUCCCAUACCCAGAUGAAAAAAGACCUGCCACACUUACCCAAGCAAAGACUACAGAGUUGCCUCCAAUGAAAAACAGCAGUGCUGAACCUAAAAGCUUCCAGAUCCAGCCUCAGAAAACCAAAGAAUCAACCAAGCCAAAAUACACAGUAAAAUAUCGAUCUGUCAUCGACCUACAGGACUUCAGAUACUCUAGAGACUCAGCCCAAAGCCCCAGGCCCAAAGAGAUUGUGGUUACUAUUGAUAUGCCACUCCUGAAGUCGGUCGGUGACACCAGCCUUGAAGUGAAGGAGAAAACCCUGCUGCUGGAGUCCAAGACACCAGCCUACAGACUGGAGCUGCCCUUAGCCUAUUCUGUGGAUGAAGACAAAGGAGAGGCCAAGUUUAACAAACAGAGGGGGCAGCUUACCGUCACACUGCCUGUUCUUCCUCCUAAAGUGGAUUUUGAUUAUUUGGCAGGUCCUGCUAUGACCGACGGUGAUUUUCAGAGUGUAAGUGACGAUGAGAGCCAGAAGGACAGUGAGGUUGAAGGUGAUAAAAAGGAGCAGGAGAAGCAUUGUGUUGAGAAGGGACAGGAGGAAAAACAGAUCCAAGAACAGGGGACAAUGGUAGAGGAAGCUGAAGAAGAGGAAGAAAAAGGCCAAGAGAAAGGAGAAGAGCAGAUGAGGGAGGAUGGAAAAAAUGAGGAAGGAGAGGAAACUGGUGCAGAGGAGGAAACAUGGAAGGAGCUGGAAAGAAAAAGUCUGGAAAGUGUGGAGGAGGAAAAAGGAGUUGAGGUUCAAAAAAGUGGAGAGCAGGAGCAGAUAAAUAAAGAAAUUGAACGAUUGACAAGGCAGGACAAGCAAAAUGAAGAUAUAGAGUUAAGUAAAUGUGACAAAUUAAGGGAACACGGAUGCAAUACAUCAACAGAGAAAAGAAAAUCUGAUUUAAGAGGUUUCCAGUGUGAUAUAGGCAUUUCUGAUGAAGAAGAAAACUCAGUGGCUGCUGAUAGCAGAGAUGUGGCUUCAUCUGAAACUGAAAAACAGCACAUUUCUAUUUCUGCUGGACACUCUUGUGGCAUGAAAGAGAGGGGCGAAGGAAAUUUGACCUCUAGUUUGGACUCAGCACCCAAAAUAAAGACUUCAGAUAUCCAAGAGGAGAGUGAGAAGACAAAAGAAACUGUACAAGGAAAUAUGCAGGUGGGAACAGAUGAGGAAUCCAAGACUUUGAUUGUGGCUUCUUUAGCCCCACCUAUGACAACCACCAUUAGUCAGAACAAUGUGGAGGACAGCUGCAUUUCUGUAAAGUCCAGCAAGAUCCCUGAAGCAGAUGAAGCAACGAAGUCAAGCAGAGGAGAUACAGGCAAACAGUUCACACUUUGCUCUGAGGAAGUAGCUGCACACUCGGUAAAGCAGCAGGAUGUGAAGGAGGAAAUAGACAUCGAUGACCUGCCAACAGAGCAAAUCUUCCAAACCUCAGAGCAUGACAAGAAGCCACCAGCCGUGUUACUGGGGGAAAUUGAUACAGAUGGAAAUGAGACAGUCAUCAGUGAUCAUUCCACAUCUACUGGCUUCAUCUUCCAAAACACCCUCUUGUAUGAGCUGGACUGAUGGAUGGAGUAAGACUUGAGAGAAAAGAACAAGUUGUCUUGUUUUACAGGAAUUAUAAAUGCUGUUAAAGUUCUCACCUUCCUCUCCAGUCACUUAAUUGAAAUGACAAAAAUGACACCAAAUCAUUUCAAAAACCCAGAAUAAACUACUG